Aspergillus pseudonomiae is the source of this 654-nucleotide messenger RNA. RefSeq names its product 60S ribosomal protein uL1. Gene Ontology annotation, molecular function: RNA binding; structural constituent of ribosome. Bases 1 to 654 code for a protein of 217 amino acids. Lineage: Eukaryota; Fungi; Ascomycota; Eurotiomycetes; Eurotiales; Aspergillaceae. The record is from RefSeq and is a predicted model, not a curated record. The transcript has 4 exons. Gene Ontology annotation, biological process: translation. Gene Ontology annotation, cellular component: large ribosomal subunit.
AUGUCUAAGAUCACAGUCGCCGGAGUGCGCCAGAAUAUCCAGCAGCUGCUGGACUACUCUCAGAAUGAGAAGAAGAGAAACUUCCUCGAGACUGUCGAGCUUCAGAUCGGUCUGAAGAACUACGAUCCCCAGCGUGACAAGCGUUUCUCUGGCACCAUCAAGCUGCCUUCCGUUCCUCGCCCCAACAUGACCAUCUGUAUUCUUGGUGACCAGCACGAUCUCGACCGUGCUAAGCACCACGGUAUUGAUGCCAUGUCCACCGAGGAUCUUAAGAAGCUUAACAAGAACAAGAAGCUCAUCAAGAAGCUUGCUCGCAAGUACGAUGCCUUCCUUGCUUCCGAUGGUCUCAUCAAGCAGAUCCCCCGUCUCUUGGGUCCCGGUCUUUCCAAGGCUGGUAAAUUCCCUACCCCCAUCUCUCACGCCGAGGACAUGGCCAACAAGGUCACCGAUGUCAAGUCCACCAUCAAGUUCCAGCUUAAGAAGGUUCUCUGUCUCGGUGUUGCCGUUGGCAACGUUGGCAUGACUGAGGAUGAGCUGAUCGCCAACGUCAUGUUGGCCAUCAACUACCUUGUCUCCCUCCUCAAGAAGGGCUGGCAGAACGUUGGCAGCCUUGUCCUCAAGGCUUCCAUGUCUCCUCCCAAGCGUCUCUACUAA